Molecule: messenger RNA, 105 nt
Organism: Linum tenue
Lineage: Eukaryota; Viridiplantae; Streptophyta; Magnoliopsida; Malpighiales; Linaceae
Source: the annotation of a GenBank genome assembly
AUGAAAGCUGGAAAUCCAUUGGAAAAUAAAAAAGACGUAUGUCGGAUGAAAUGGUGGUUGUUGCUAUUUGCUCCAAUAACGAAUCAUUGGCAUUGGUUUAACUGA